UUGUCCCCAGAUUCGGAACCCUCACCGCCUUGACCAGAAUCCUGCAUCAAUCCAGAAAAAGAGUAUAGGAAUUAUAUGCCCAUUUACACGUAUAUACAAUUUUCUGUGAUUCAAUUCUGAUGCUGAGUUUCUGGUCUGGGUUUUGCGAGUUUUAAUCUUUUGGGGGUCUACAUUCUUUAGGAUUCUUGAUGAUUUCUCUGUUCCCAAAUCUUCUUGAGUAGGUCAUUUAACAUGCAUAGAUUAUAGACACACAUUGACACAUAUUCAUGCACUUUUGCCCAUUUCAUUCAUUUAGUGAACAUUGGUGUUGGUUUUGAUUGGUAGAAUCUGGUUUCUUGAGGUUCUGAGGGUAACUCUUUUAAUCUCCCAACCAUCUAUUGGAAUUGAUUUGCUUGUGCCCUUUAGGAUUUUGGGUUCUUCAGAAAGAAUUGAUAUUUGGGACUUUGGGUGGUAUUUGAGAGAAGUUCUGGCCUUAUUUUGCUGAAAGGUGCAUUGACUGUUUAAGUGGAUACUGAGUUUUGGACUUUUGGCUGAUUCGUUUUCUUUUAUGGUGGGUUAGAAUUGGGACAAUAAUUGCAAAAUAUGAGUAUAAAGAUACAUUGGAAAUCGAAUGGCUGGUAAAAGUUGAUUAUGCGAAUUUGGAGCUCAUCUGUUUGGCAGAACAAGUUGUUCACAAGAGAUGGGCAGCUUUUGUUCUAAGGAAUUAGAUUUAAGUGAUUAUGGCACUGAUGAUGAGGCAAGUAAAGGAAAGGAGUCAAGUAAGUCUUCAGUAAAGACAGUUGCUCCUUCACGCGGAGAGGCGAUUAAACUAUAUUUAACUAAUGGGUCAUCUGAGCAUUCAAACCGUAAGCCGGAACUUGAAAGAAAUGGGUCAUCUGUUACUGCUUCAAAAGUUGAGGAUGAUGGGAAAACAAGAAUCUUUGAGAGGCCUAAAGAUGGACACCGGAGGGGAUCAACUGUGGAUCUUGGAAUUAAUGGACUGUCACAUUCAAUGUCUAGGGUCGGGAGUAUGCCUCACAGCAUAAGGGGAGAACAAUCUGCUGCCGGAUGGCCAACCUGGCUAAGUUCAGUUGCUGCCGAGGCCAUUCAAGGGUGGCUUCCUCGAAGGGCAGAUUCAUUUGAAAAAUUAAACAAAAUUGGUCAAGGGACAUAUAGUAGUGUUUACAAGGCCCGAGACCUUACAAAUAAUAAAAUUGUUGCCAUGAAGAAGGUAAGGUUUGUGAAUAUGGACGCAGAAAGUGUUCGCUUCAUGUCAAGGGAAAUAUGUAUCUUGCGAAGAUUGGACCACCCAAAUGUUAUGAAACUUGAGGCUGUUGUCACGUCAAGGUUGUCAGAGAGCUUAUAUCUGGUAUUUGAAUACAUGGAGCAUGACCUUUCUGGGCUUGCAAUAGCUCAUGGGUCCAAGUUUACUGAAUCACAGAUUAAGUGCUAUAUGCAACAACUGCUUUCUGGAUUGGAUCACUGUCAUAGUCGUGGUGUACUUCACCGAGACAUCAAGGGUUCAAAUCUUCUCCUUAAUGAUAAUGGUAUUCUGAAGAUUGGAGACCUUGGUCUGGCUACAAUUUUCUAUCCCGACCAAAAGCAGCCAUUAACAAGUCGAGUUGUAACUCUGUGGUAUAGAGCUCCUGAGCUUUUGCUUGGUGAAACUAACUAUGGAGUGGCCAUUGAUAUGUGGAGUGCUGGUUGCAUCCUUGCAGAAUUAUUUGCCGGGAAGCCUAUAAUGCCGGGAAGAACAGAGGUAGAGCAAAUGCAUAAAAUCUUCAAGCUUUGUGGGUCGCCUUCUGAGGAAUAUUGGCAGAAAACGAGAUUGCCUCUUGCCACUAGUUUUAAACCACAGCACCCAUACACACGCUGCGUCACCGAUACCUUCAAAGACUUUCCUCCUUCAGCUUUAACUCUUCUUGACGCCCUACUUUCAAUAGAACCUGAGGAGCGUGGGACUGCUGCUUCUGCACUAAGUAGUAGGUUCUUCACAAUGAAACCGCUACCCUGUGAUCCAUCAAGUUUACCCAAAUUCCCUCCAAGUAAGGAACUUGACGCAAGGAUUCGAGAUGAGAAGGAAAGAAGGAAAAAAGCUGAGAGUGUGAAAGGGCGUCGAGGUGAAACUACGAAGAAGAAUUCAAGAGAAUCUAAUGGACCACCUGCAGAAUUCAAUGCUCAGAGACAGAAUUUGCAGGGGCAGUCAAAUAACGGCACAAGUAGAGCAGGCUACCAUAUUGAGCCACCACCGGUAAAUUAUAAGAAUGGGAUCACUCAUUCCAAUUCGGUGAUUCAUCCGAAUGCAUGGAGUCACAAAGUAAAGGAUGUAGGAGGUCAAACAGUCCAAAGACUGACCUUUGGUGCUUCCCAUCAUGGUGGAGAGACGCUAAGUCAUGGUUCUCAAAAUACUCGGCAUGUUAAAGAGUUGUCAAGUACUUCGAGAGACCAGGAUACCGGAGUUUAUGUUCCGAAGAAAAAUAGGAUUCAUUGCUCUGGGCCAUUGAUGCCUCCCGGGGGAAACAUGGAAGACAUGCUGAGGGAACACGAGAGGCAAAUUCUAGAGGCAGUUCGCAAGGCCAAGACCAAAAAUAACUGAUAAGAUUAAGUCAAUCUGUGUGUCCACUUUCAGUAGAAAUGAUGACGAGGGAGAGAGCACUUGGAAUCAUGAGCACAAUAGUGGUCCGGUUCAGGAGCCAACAUAAUUUGGAUUUGGUACCAAAGGUGAGAAACUUCAGAAAAUUUAUGCAGAAAGAAGAGGAGAACUAUGCCUAUAAGUUGGUAGGUAAUCAGCCUUGAACAGUAUGGAGAUAUGUUUGCUUUGCUCAACCAUAUGGUUUAUACACAAUACAUGUAUACAAUGUAAAUCCUUUUCUUAUUUUAAUAGUCAACAUGAUCUGCAAAAUUGAAGUUCACUAGGUGGCCUCUGUAACCUGUCCAAAAGUUGAAUUUUGUUAGUUAGAGAGAUAAAA
Molecule: messenger RNA, 2948 nt
Organism: Ipomoea triloba (trilobed morning glory)
Lineage: Eukaryota; Viridiplantae; Streptophyta; Magnoliopsida; Solanales; Convolvulaceae
Product: probable serine/threonine-protein kinase At1g09600
Exons: 8
Coding region: 680-2575 (631 amino acids)
Biological process (GO): positive regulation of transcription elongation by RNA polymerase II; protein phosphorylation
Cellular component (GO): nucleus; cyclin-dependent protein kinase holoenzyme complex
Molecular function (GO): cyclin-dependent protein serine/threonine kinase activity; RNA polymerase II CTD heptapeptide repeat kinase activity; ATP binding
Source: RefSeq, a predicted model, not a curated record